Molecule: messenger RNA, 2140 nt
Organism: Elgaria multicarinata webbii
Lineage: Eukaryota; Metazoa; Chordata; Lepidosauria; Squamata; Anguidae
Gene: CLIP3
Product: CAP-Gly domain containing linker protein 3
Exons: 14
Coding region: 87-1703 (538 amino acids)
Biological process (GO): cytoplasmic microtubule organization
Cellular component (GO): nucleus; cell cortex; microtubule plus-end
Molecular function (GO): microtubule plus-end binding
Source: RefSeq, a predicted model, not a curated record
AUCCAUCCCCAGCAGCCAGGCGGCAGGAGCGCAGCAGAAGAGGAGCCCUUCGCCUCCCGCGGUAGAGGAAGUCACUUCUGACAACCAUGACCAAAGACGACUCCGUGGAGCCCCCUCCCGAAGAGGAACAUCAGCCCCUGGAAUUCCAGAGCCCUGUCCUGGAGAGGAGGAAGAAACCCAUCGUCCACCCCUCUGCCCCGGCUCCACUCCCCAAAGAUUAUGCUUUCACUUUUUUCGACCCCAACGACCCGGCGUGUCAAGAAAUCCUCUAUGACCCCAUCACCACGGUCCCAGAGUUAUUUGCCAUCAUCCGCCAGUGGGUCCCGCAGGUGCAACACAAGAUCGAUAUCAUUGGCACCGAGAUCCUGAAGCGCGGCUGCCAUGUCAAUGACCGGGACGGGCUGACGGAUAUGACGCUACUUCAUUAUGCCUGCAAAGCUGGAGCCCACGGUGUCGGUGACCCUGCCGCUGCUGUGCGUCUCUCUAACCAGCUGCUGGCCUUGGAUGCAGAUGUGACCCUUCGCAGUCGCUGGACCAACAUGAACGCCCUGCAUUACGCGGCCUACUUCGACGUCCCGGAACUCAUCCGUAUUCUCCUGAAGGCCUCCAAGCCUAAAGUUCUCAACUCGACGUGUAGCGAUUUCAACCACGGCACGGCCCUGCACAUCGCGGCUUCGAACCUGUGCCUGGGGGCCGUGAAGUGUCUCCUGGAACACGGAGCCAACCCUGCCGUCAGGAACAGCAAAGGCCAGGCGCCAGCUGACGUCGUGCCCGACCCGAUGGACAUGACCCUGGAUAAGGCGGAGGCCGCCAUGAUCGCCAAGGAACUGAAGCAGCUGUUGCUGGACGCCGUGCCGUUGAGCUGCAACCUGCCCAAGGUCACCCUGCCCAACUACGACAACAUCCCCGGCAACCUCAUGCUCAUCUCCCUGGGCCUCAAGCUGGGCGACCGGGUCCUUGUGGACGGGCAGAAGGUGGGCACCUUGCGCUUUUGUGGCACGACUGAGUUCGCCAGCGGCCAGUGGGUGGGCGUGGAGCUGGACGAGCCUGAAGGCAAGAACGACGGCAGCGUGGGAGGAAUCCGUUACUUCAUUUGCCCUCCCAAGCACGGAGUGUUUGCUUCGGUGUCCAAGAUCGCCAAAGCCGCCGACCAGACGCCUUCGUCCGUGACCUCCACCCCGCGGACCCCCCGCAUGGACUUCUCCCGCAUGACCGCAAAGGGCCGGAAGGACAAGGACAAAGACAAGAAAGCUCUCAGGAAGAAGUCCUUGUCUGUUGGCAGCCUGGACCGCGAAGGACUGAAGAUUGAGAUUGGGGAUCAGGUUCUGGUGGCGGGACAGAAACAGGGGGUCAUCCGUUUCUACGGCAAGACGGAUUUUGCACCAGGCUACUGGUUUGGUAUUGAACUUGACAAGCCCACAGGCAAACACGAUGGCUCUGUUUUCGGAGUUCGAUAUUUCACAUGCGCCCCUAAGCAUGGAGUCUUUGCUCCUCCUUCCAGAGUCCAGAGAAUUGGAGGCCCGAAGGAUUCCCAGGGAGACGGCAAUUCAGCGAAGAAGGUCCACCAAGUCACUAUUUCACAGCCAAAGCGCAACUUCACAGCAGUCAGAACCCCGAAAGACAUCACAUCCGAAAGUUCCAUCUCUAGGUUACUUUUCUGUUGCUGGUUUCCAUGGAUGCUCCGUGCGGAAAUGCAGUCUUAAAACUCGCGUUCCCUCAUUACUCCGCUGUUUCUUCGCUCUCCAAGUAAUCAAAGACUGCUCUUCAGUUCUUUUCUCAUCUCUCCUUCCCUGGUUGCCGUUCUAGUGAACCCCAGUGCCUUGUUAAAACAUAUAAACACCAUCCCUCUGGUAGUUUGUGAGAAAUGCUAUCUUAUUCCUUCUGUCCCCCUUUUCCUGGCAUCCAUUACCCCUGGGAUUUUGGCUAUAUAGGUCUCUUCUGGCACCUCUUCUUUUUCCAGCAGAUUAAUUGGCAACUAAAAUUCAUACGAUUUAUCAAGUCUGAUUUUUAAAAUCAGGUGACAGCUAUGGUUUGGAGACAGGUCUCUGAUCUUUUCCUCCAGUGUGUAUAGAAAACUACGCCUUCUGGAAAACCACACGAGCAAAUCACAGACCCUUGGUAGAAGCCAAAUCCUGUUGCU